Molecule: messenger RNA, 2065 nt
Organism: Leptopilina boulardi
Lineage: Eukaryota; Metazoa; Arthropoda; Insecta; Hymenoptera; Figitidae
Gene: eEF1gamma
Product: elongation factor 1-gamma
Exons: 8
Coding region: 157-1425 (422 amino acids)
Biological process (GO): translational elongation
Cellular component (GO): cytoplasm; nucleus
Molecular function (GO): translation elongation factor activity
Source: RefSeq, a predicted model, not a curated record
UAUUCAGAUGUCACUCUAAGCAGUCGUAAAGGAAAAGAAAGUUUUGAGUAGAUAAAGCAGAUUGAGUAAAGAAUAAACCAUAGAACAAAGUAGAUCUCAUAGUCUCAUACCGGCCUUCAAUUUCCUCUUCCUGUAAACUGCUGUGUAAACGUUGCAAUGGCGUCUGGUACUCUAUACACAUACCCGGAUAAUUUCCGUGCCUACAAGGCCCUGAUUGCUGCCCAAUACUCUGGGGCCCAGGUCAAGAUCGCUGAUAAUUUUGAAUUUGGUGUGACUAACAAAUCCAAGGAUUUUUUGAAAAAAUUCCCCCUUGGCAAGGUGCCAGCUUUCGAGACCAAUGAUGGAAAGUGUCUUACUGAAAGUAAUGCUAUUGCAUUCUACGUUGCAAACGAGCAACUUAGAGGUAAGACGGAUCUUGAACGAGCCGAGGUUAUACAAUGGUUUGGAUUCGCUGAUUCUGAAAUUUUGCCAGCCAGUUGCGCGUGGGUAUUUCCUUUGUUAGGAAUUAUGCAGUACAACAAGCAGGCAGUGGAUAAUGCAAAAGAAGAUGUGAAAAAAGCAUUGACGGCUUUGAAUACACAUUUGCUUACGCGCACAUAUUUGGUUGGAGAACGUUUGACAUUGGCUGACAUUAGUGUAGCAAUGACUCUCUUGAAUCUUUAUCAAUACGUUUUAGAGCCAAGUCAACGCAAGCCUUAUCAGAAUGUUAAUCGUUGGUUCCAAACUGUUAUUUAUCAACCAGAAUCCAUUGCCGUAAUUGGUGCCUUUAAAUUGGCUGAUAAAGCUUUGGAAUAUGACCCCAAGAAAUUCGCCGAAAGUCAAGGAAAGACUGGCAAAAAAGAAAAGAAAGAGAAGGAGCCCAAGGAACCAAAACCCAAGAAGGAGAGUGAACCAGCUGAAGAACUUGACGCUGCUGAUGCUGUAUUGGCAGCUGAACCCAAGAGUUCUAAUCCAUUUGACGCCAUGCCGAAAGGUACUUUUGACAUGGAAGAUUUUAAACGUUUCUAUUCCAAUGAGGAUGAAGCAAAAUCUAUUCCUUAUUUCUGGGAGAAAUUCGAUCCCGCAAAUUAUAGUAUCUGGUUCGGUGAAUACAAAUACAACGAUGAAUUGACGAAGGUGUUUAUGUCCUGUAACCUUAUUAGUGGAAUGUAUCAACGUUUGGAUAAAAUGAGAAAGGCUGCUUUUGCUAGCGCAUGCCUGUUUGGUACUGACAAUGACAGUACUAUCAGUGGAAUUUGGGUUUGGCGUGGUCAGGAUCUUGCUUUUUCGCUGUGUCCAGACUGGCAAAUUGAUUAUGAAUCAUACAGCUGGAGAAAAUUGGAUCCUUCCGCGAAAGAAACGAAGGAUUUGGUAAAACAAUAUUUGAGCUGGUCAGGCACUGACAAACAAGGACGUAAAUUUAAUCAAGGAAAGGUUUUCAAAUAAAAAAACAAAAAAAAGAAAAAAAAAACAGCUGUCUAAUUUUAGACUUUUCAUAAAAAUAAGAUCCGUAUUUUGUUGAAAAAGAAUAUAGAAAGAAAAAUUCAACUCUUAAUACUGUAAAAACACAAAUUUCGAAAACAUAAUGUCCAUCUUACGGAUCUUCCAACAUACAGACAGACAGACACACACACACAAACAUUUUAUUCCUCAUUAAAUGUCCAACUCUAUACAUGUUGAAUUCUCUAUUUUGCUACGAGUUUGUCGAAGUCAUGCGUAAAACUUAAGCUCGAAGUACUAAUGUCCUCGUAUCAUUUAUAACUAUAAUAUAGAACGUCUUCUUUAAUUAUGAUUAUCUUUUUUUUCUCUUUUUUUUUUUUUUGUUCCUUUUCAUAUAUCACAGUUCGUUCAUUUUGUUAGACUGAUCAAGUCAAAAAAACAGAUCAUUUCUUAGAAACAGACAAUUAUUACUGUGCAAUGUGUUAUUUAUUGUUGAAAACUACAAUUUUUGUUCUAUUGAGAUUUGGACGUUUUGUCGAGUGAGACACAAUAUUACGUUGAUUUUAUCGAUCUGCGAUUUUUGUAUGUCAGUAGUGAGAAAAAAAAAAAAAUUAAAUAUCGAAAAGUCUGAAUGGCAUUUACUCUA